Messenger RNA from Physella acuta, 1365 nucleotides. Its product is annotated as methylthioribose-1-phosphate isomerase. Lineage: Eukaryota; Metazoa; Mollusca; Gastropoda; Physidae. Gene Ontology annotation, molecular function: S-methyl-5-thioribose-1-phosphate isomerase activity. The record is from RefSeq and is a predicted model, not a curated record.
UUAUCUAAUGUCUAUCCCACGCAGUGCAGUCACACAGCACUCUUCUAUCUAGAUCUAGAUAGAUCUAGAUAUCUAGAUUAUAACAGUCUAGUCUAGAUAUGUUUCCAAAAGGCUCAUAAAAAGGUUCAUUAUACACAAGUUGAUUCAAAGUUGAACCCUCAACAUUGUAGGAAAAAUUCAUCUUUGUAAUCUAAAAGAUGACUCUUGAAGCUAUUCGCUAUCAGUCUGGUAGGCUGGAGAUUUUAGAUCAGUUACUACUGCCAGAUGUAACGGAAUAUAUUUCAAUUAAAAACACUCAAGAUGGCUGGAAGGCAAUCAAACUGAUGCAGGUAAGAGGAGCUCCAGCUAUUGCAAUAGUUGGUUGUCUGAGCUUAGCUGUUGAGCUCCAUGACAAGGAAUUCUCCUCUCCUGAAGAUCUGAGAAGUUUUGUGGAGGAACAGUUGGACUACCUGGUCUCAGCGCGCCCAACAGCUGUCAACAUUAGUGACGCCGCAGUCAAGGGCAAAUCCUUGGUCGCACGGCUAGUCAGUGAUCAGAAGUAUACAACAGAAGAAAUCAAGCUCAGAGUCAUCAAAGAGUUUGAAGACAUGCUGCAGUAUGAUAUCAAGGUAAAUCAAAGCAUUGGACAUUUUGGGGCUGAAUUUAUUUUACAAAAGAAUGACAACCAGCCUGUCAACGUGCUGACCCACUGUAACACAGGGUCACUGGCAACUGCUGGCUAUGGCACUGCAUUGGGUGUGAUACGUAAGCUUCAUGAGCAAAGCAAGCUUGAGCAUGCUUAUUGCACAGAAACGAGACCUUACCUUCAAGGUGCUAGGCUGACAGCGUACGAGCUGGUUCAUGAAAAAAUGAACGCCUCAUUAAUCUGUGACAAUAUGGUGGCUGCACUCAUGGCAGAGAAAAAAAUUCAUGCUGUUAUUGUUGGUGCAGAUCGCGUGGUUGCCAAUGGUGACACAGCAAACAAAAUUGGUACCUAUCAACUAGCAGUCCUGGCCAAGUAUCAUCAAGUGCCAUUUUAUGUGGCCUGUCCCCAGACAACUUUUGAUUCCAACUUGAAGGCUGGAGAUGAUAUUCAGAUAGAAGUCCGCCCACCUGAAGAACUCACCUGUAUAAAAGGCAUCCGAGUGGCUGCUGCAGGUAUCAACUGUUGGAACCCAGCAUUUGAUGUUACCCCAGCUCAGCUCAUUACAGGGGGCAUAAUCACAGAAUUUGGUGUCUUUAGACCAGAAGAGCUCUUACAGAAAUUCAAUGAACAUUCAACUGAACAGUUUAAAUAAAAAAAGAAUGUAGUUAAUGUUGGCAUGAAUCAGAUGUAUAAGAAUUGCUGUAUUACAUGAAUGUCACUGAGUAAAAGAUUGUCACUUA